AUGGCCUCAGAUAUCAUCCCCUUCCCUCCGGGCAUCACCAACGAAGACAUCAAAGGCUGGGGCAGCAGCAGCCUGGCGGCCCUCGACCCCACGACCAACCACAUCCUCAAAUUCCCCAUCAACGACACCGAACGCAUCCCCUGCGACCUCGAAAAAUCCAUCUACAUCCGUCUCUCCCACUCCCCGUAUCCCCGUCCCCCCUCCAUCCUCCAAUACCACGGCGCAACACCCCACGGCAUUCUCCUCGAGUACGCGGAACACGGAACUCUACUUCGCUACUUAGACUUCGAACCUCAGUUCUAA
Molecule: messenger RNA, 303 nt
Organism: Aspergillus ibericus CBS 121593
Lineage: Eukaryota; Fungi; Ascomycota; Eurotiomycetes; Eurotiales; Aspergillaceae
Exons: 2
Coding region: 1-303 (100 amino acids)
Source: RefSeq, a predicted model, not a curated record